CUCCUCCCCUCGAUUCCUCGUCUCGGCGUACCAUGGGGGUGCUGGCGCUGGGGCGGCUCAUCUCCGCGCAGCGGCGGCGGCAGCGGCGUCGCCGGAUACAAGCCCGUGAUGACCCAGUUCCUUUGUUAGCGAAAAGAGGACGCUCAUCCUGGCAACAAGAUGAUCAUUCAGAGGGUAGGAAAAGAGUUAAAUACUCGAUACCAGACCUUCCACAGAAAAUUUGGCGUCAUAUAAUCUCACUAGUGCCAAUGCAAGAUGCUGCUCGUGCUGCCUGCGUUUCUCGCGCCUUUUUAUGUUGUUGGAGGUGCUACCCCAACAUCAGAUUCAGUAACUCGACAGUAGGCUGCAAUGGAGUUCUGACAAAGGCUGAAACGGCAAGAAAAUUCACCAGCAAAGUUAACCAAGCUCUGAAAAACCACUCCGGCAUUGGCUUGAAAACUAUCAAGCUUGAAUUCCUUGGCCACAAUUCCAGCGACUGUUCUUCUCUCGAUAACUGGCUUCAGCUUGCUAUUACAUCGGAGAUUGAAGAACUCAGCCUUCUGUUGUCUUCAAAGGUGGCAACAUACAGCUUCCCGUGCUCACUUUUAUCUGAUCAGAGUGGGAAAUCGAUUCGGUAUCUACACCUCUCAGGUUGCGUCUUCCGUCCUGUGGUCAGACUCGGCUGUUUCAGAAGCCUGAUGAAUCUGUGCCUGUAUCAUGUUCGUAUCAGUGAGGAUGAGUUAAGAUGCCUUCUUUCCAGUUGUUCUGCUCUGGAGCUGUUUGCGUUUGGGUACUGCAAUGAAAUUACUUGCCUGAAGAUACCCGUCAUGCUGCAGCGCCUCACCGACCUACAAGUGGUGGGAUGCAAGGCUCUACGAGUGGUACAGAGCAAGGCUCCGAAUCUCUCCAGUUUUUACUUUGGUGGUAAACGAGGACAACUCUCACAUGGAGAGCAAUUGAAGAACCUAACAAUGUCGCAUCCACAUGCCCUCGAUGAUGCUCAUGCCAUGCUUCCAACUACUAUGCCGAAUCUUGAAACUCUUGACAUAAGUUUGCGUCUCAAGGCUGAUACCCCCAUGAUGCAUAACCAAUUCCUGUGCAUCAAGUACCUGAUGAUAACUGUUGAUGGAUAUGCAUUUCCUCAUAUCAAUGAUUAUAUUUACCUGGUUCCUUUUCUGGAUGCUUGUCCUCACUUGGAGUCUUUCAUCUUGCAAGCAGCAAAACCCAUUGAGCACGAGUCGAUUUUCAGAGAUCCCUCGCCUCUGAGGCGGAUGCCAGGACACCGCCAUGACAAGCUGAAGAGUGUUACGAUCAUCGGCUUCAACUCUGCAAAGAGCUUGAUCGAGCUAACCGUUCAUAUCAUCGAGAACGCAUGGUCACUAGAGUCCUUAGCAUUGGACACCGCUGAUUGUUCUCUUAGAUGUUCUGAUGACAGCGGGACGGAGAGAUGCUCUACCUUUUGCCAGAAUACUCUCAUGGAAGUUCCUAGAGCGCUCUUUGCUAUCCGAAGGUACGUGGAGGGCAUAGUUCCCUCCGCCGUUAAGCUGACCGUUCUGGAGCCUUGCGUCCACUGCUGCAACCAUUUUAUGACUUGAGAUAAAAUGUAUCCAUGACUUGAGAGAAAAUGUAUCCAUGACUACAAGCAUGUGUCACGCAGGCUAAAGUUGGCCAGGACCAUUUUUGCUAGCAGCACAACCUCCAUAAAU
Messenger RNA from Hordeum vulgare subsp. vulgare (domesticated barley), 1685 nucleotides. RefSeq names its product putative F-box/FBD/LRR-repeat protein At5g56810. Bases 33 to 1574 code for a protein of 513 amino acids. Gene Ontology annotation, molecular function: protein binding. The record is from RefSeq and is a predicted model, not a curated record. The transcript has 5 exons. Lineage: Eukaryota; Viridiplantae; Streptophyta; Magnoliopsida; Poales; Poaceae.